AACCGGACGCUGGGAAUGCAUCGUCGUGCGCAGGUACGCUUGUUUCUCAUGUACUCCUACUCGCUUCGGGUGGCUAGCAGCGGCAGCUCGGGACUAGGCUUCGCGCUCGGCCGGUUCGGCGGUAGUGGACUCGCGGCGCCAGGCUUGGUGUUACCCGCAGCCGCUGCGUCCCGCGGGAGGAGCGUCUCCGCGACGUCGGCCGCCAACGCGCCGGUGCCCGGGGACCAGGGCGUGGGCAUGGAGCAGCCCAAGCAGCAGCAGCCGCCGCCCCGGCAGGAGGGGAAGAACGCCCGCGACGACAUGCACAAGACCACCGGUGGUUCACUCGUGUGUAGGGACGUGAUGACCCACUCGUUCGGGGAGGGUUACUCGACGCGGUCGGACGAGGAGGGGUUCGGAGGGGUCUACGGAGGGAACGAUCCCGUGGAGCACCCCGGCACCGAGAUCCAUCCGAGCCAUCCCGAGUACGACACGUCGCAGGGGUCGGAGGUGAAGGAGAAGGAGAAGGCGCGCAACCUCAAGGACGAGAAGCACGCCACCUAGGCGGAGAUCAAUCAGCCUUUGUUGCAGUCCUAGACUCCUAGUUAUGUUUGCUUAGCGAACGUGGCGUUGCGAGCUAGUUCGCUUCUUAAUUUCGAAUUUAGUGUGCUGUUUUAAGGAGCAUAAUUAGCUGCUACCAGUCUGUUUACUGUCCUGCUGCUUCAUGUACGAUUAGUAAUAUAUUUGCUAUCUGCUAUUAUAGAAACAGUUUUUAUAUUUUUAUGUGUUUGAUCAUCCGUCUAUGGAUUUUUAUAGGCUUAAAAGAGAUAAGUGAAAACAAUUUAUUUAAGGAACCG
Phragmites australis (common reed) is the source of this 836-nucleotide messenger RNA. RefSeq lists its product as uncharacterized. Bases 16 to 543 code for a protein of 175 amino acids. The transcript has 3 exons. The record is from RefSeq and is a predicted model, not a curated record. NCBI's taxonomy places the organism in Eukaryota, Viridiplantae, Streptophyta, Magnoliopsida, Poales, Poaceae.